Messenger RNA from Amblyraja radiata (thorny skate), 1591 nucleotides. It is a transcript of the gene rrp9, whose product is annotated as ribosomal RNA processing 9, U3 small nucleolar RNA binding protein. The coding region runs from base 84 to 1487 and encodes 467 amino acids. NCBI's taxonomy places the organism in Eukaryota, Metazoa, Chordata, Chondrichthyes, Rajiformes, Rajidae. The transcript is spliced from 15 exons. Gene Ontology annotation, molecular function: protein binding; U3 snoRNA binding. The record is from RefSeq and is a predicted model, not a curated record. Gene Ontology annotation, cellular component: small-subunit processome.
CUGCCCGGUCCCCGCAUCCAAUCACGGAGCGCUGUGGGGGCGGGUUCACGGGGCCGCAGCAGCGCGUGUGAGUCGGGGGCAAGAUGGCGGUGGAGAGCGGCUCGUUCUUCAUCCGCAGGAAGAAGACAAGUGAAGCGAGAGGCAAGAAAAGGAAGGCAGAAGAUGGCAAAGAUAAAGUUCGCAAGAAAUUUGCCCCGAAGCUGAAUGAAGAGAUUUCCAGUGACUCGGAGACUGAAAGUGCUGCUCACAAAAAGAAAGUUGCUGAGUCAUUGGAGAUAGAAGAAACGGCACAGGAGAAGAAGCUGCGACUUGCCAAACUUUACCUGGAACAACUCCGGGAAGAAGAACAAGAGAAGGCAGAGGAGGAACAGCUUGAGAAUGACCUCAUUGGAGGGAGGUUGGAGGAGGAUGUGCUGGAACAGAAGGGGAAACUUAAACGACUCGUCGCCAAAGAUUAUCUUCCUCCUGAUGUAUCUGAAAUUCGCCUUUUACGUGGUCACCAGCUUGCUAUCACGUGCCUAGUUCUGUCCCCCGAUGAUAAACAUGUAUUUUCAGCAUCUAAAGAUUGUUCCAUCAUUAAAUGGGACAUUGCUAAUGGUAAAAAGGUUCACACAAUCCGUGGAGGGCACAAGGGAAAAGAAGAUCAACAUGUGAGGCAUACAAUGCACAUCCUCUCCAUGGCAAUCUCAUCAGACGGCAAGUACUUGGCUACAGGCGAUAGAAACAAGCUGAUCUUAAUAUGGGAUGCCGCUACCUGCCAGCACCUUCACACUUUCAAAGGGCAUAAAGAUGUAGUGUCGGGUUUAUCCUUUAGGAAAGGGACUCAUCAGUUAUACAGUGCCUCGCACGAUCGCUCGGUUAAGGUAUGGAAUGUUGACCAGAACGCCUACGUUGAAACUCUGUUUGGUCACCAGGAUGCAAUCACAGGACUGGACAGCCUUAGUCGAGAGCGCUGUGUCACAUCUGGGGGCAGAGACCGGACGGUGCGCAUUUGGAAGAUUGCAGAGGAAGCACAGCUUGUAUUUCAUGGUCAUGAGAGUUCCAUAGACUGCAUUCAGCUGAUAAAUGAGGAGAAUAUGGUUUCUGGAGCUGAUGAUGGUUCCUUGGCCCUUUGGACAGUUACUAAGAAGAAGCCUCUGGUAACUGUCAAGGCAGCUCAUGGUAUCCAAGGAGACCCAGGCAUAGAGCAGCCAAAUUGGAUUACUUCUGUGGCAGCACUGCUGAACAGUGAUUUGAUAGCCUCAGGUGCUUCAAGCUGUUCGCAAAAUUCCCAGAUCAGACUCUGGAAGUGUGGAGAGGGCUUUAAGCGACUGGAUCCGCUUUUUGACAUCCCUGUGGUUGGAUUUGUGAACUGUUUAAAAUUUUCAAAUUCCGGUGAUUUUUUAGUGGCUGGUGUGGGACAGGAGCACAGAUUAGGUCGGUGGUGGAGACUAAAAGAGGCCAAGAAUGGAAUAUGUAUAAUACCCUUGAAAAAAACCAUGAACUAAACAACAAUUGUGAGAUAGCAAAAAGUUGUGAUAUAAUUAAAUAAUGUUUGAGAUUUCUGACAUUUGAGUGCCUAUUUUAUAAAUAAAAUUAUGGUGUAUUCACA